AAACAACGAGUGUCAACAACAUUUGAAAUAACCAUGCUGGCUGAGAUUCAAAUUUUUUUAAAUCCAAGUAAUCUACCUGUCAAGCCAUUUGCACUUUCAAAACAUUGAUUGAACACAACUCGUGCUGAUUAGAUCGUUGCAAGAGUCCACCAUGGAGAGCGGUGCACCCAACAAGAGACCACGCUUGGACGACUCUCAAAUCAAUACCGACGACGAAGCGGAAACCGUUUACGACAAAGUAUACAAUCCGGACUGUGCGCUUGAUACGGAUGAGUCGGAAAGCGACGAUGUUGAGGGGCAAGUACGUAAUCUGCUGGGUACUGUGUAUGGUGAUCAACCUGUUCGAGCAUCGACAAGCACCAAGGCUUCAGUAAACGUCGACGCCUCUGCCGGGGUCUCCACCGUGUACUCCAAAGAGAAAAUCCCCGAUGGAAAGUACGGAUUAUGGGUUCUAAUAUCUAUACGCGACUUCAAGGGACAUUCCUCGGGGAAGGAGAUCGGAAAGUGGGGUGUGGCAGGUGAAGAUGUCCAGACGUUUCUUCACAACAGCUGGGAACUGUGUAAGCAGUACCUUAAGCAGGAAGUCGUUUUUUCAACGGAGCAGCAAGGUGGUGAAGCACGGCCAGCAUGGCUCGGAAGUGAUCCACAAGAAUCUGAUUUCGGCAAAUUUGUGCUUUUCAACGACAAGUCGAACCGUAGACUUUAUGCACCAGAAAAGCUAACGGAAAACAUUCUGCAACACUGGCGCAAAAAGGAAAUUCACGUGCUUUUGCAUCAGUAUUCCUUGUCAGUAAGCAGCAAAGCUGUUUUUAAAACCGUCAAGGAAGCUUUGCUGGAUCCGGCAGAAAAGGAUAAAUCUGGAGCAGCAGCUAUAAGAGCCGAAGAAGACGUUGUUAAGAAGCUUCGAGAGGUACACGGUGACAAAUGGAGGGCCCAUGACAUCGCAUGGAAAAUGUGGGCCACCUACAUAACCGCUGGUGAACCGCACCAACAUUCCCAAAUGCUGCUAGAACCACCACCGGCGAACAUCGUGCAACUAUUUGCAGCCAAGGAGUCAGCAGUUGUACGGAACAUUCAACGAAACUUCUCAAUGGCGCAUAACGUACAAGCAGGAUAUCCGAAUGAAAUCGCUACUCUUCGUCAAGCCGCAAACAUCUUAAAAGAAGGAAUCCAGACGAUAACCUCGCAGUUCCAGAUUCUGGAUCGAAGCAUUGAGGCUUUGGAGGCACGUUCAAGCUGCACUGGCUCGUUCAUCGAUGCUGCUGAGGAUGCGGUGCGCGUAGAAGAAACUGAUUUUUCUAACACUCUUGCUGAACACGUUGGAACGCAGAACGAUAACGAACACAUGUAAUUGCCUUGUCCUGAAAUAUAAUUACUCUUCGAUAGUUUAAAAACUGUUUUAAUUACGAAUAUUUAGAACCUAUCCACUAAAUUACUAGCUAGAAGUGACUUUAAAACCCUAAUAAACUAGUUGCUGGUUUCCGCCUUGAGAAAAAAACAAGUUCAAAAAUUGCGUCUUUUGAUUGAGCUACACCAGCAAACGGAAGUAAGAAGGAAGGAUUGGGCUUCAAACAAAACGAACUUGUGACACCGAGGGUACUUAUUCUUCUGGCGCCAAGACACACGACUGUUUCACUUAAAGGUAAUUAUAUAACCUUCCCAUAAAGCAGACCACAUAUGAAGGCUCUCAGAACACAGAACUGGGUAACGGAUCUUGAUCGGACAACAAUUUCCAUAAUAUUUUAUCUGUGUUUCUCAACUUUUUCGGGGACUUUUUGUUUAUUGGAAUAAGCUGUGAUGAUAAUUUUUUUUCUGGCAACUGUGAUGAAAAUAAUCCCGCAGCACUCUAGCAAGGUGCAAAGUGCGCAAAGUUGACAGUUCUCAGUCAUGCAAAGCAGUGUGAUGAAAAAAUCUAGGCCU
Messenger RNA from Culex pipiens pallens (northern house mosquito), 1920 nucleotides. RefSeq lists its product as uncharacterized. The record is from RefSeq and is a predicted model, not a curated record. Bases 152 to 1351 code for a protein of 399 amino acids. NCBI's taxonomy places the organism in Eukaryota, Metazoa, Arthropoda, Insecta, Diptera, Culicidae. The transcript has 2 exons.